Arachis ipaensis is the source of this 1063-nucleotide messenger RNA. Its product is annotated as anthranilate synthase beta subunit 2, chloroplastic. Gene Ontology annotation, cellular component: cytosol. Gene Ontology annotation, molecular function: anthranilate synthase activity. Gene Ontology annotation, biological process: L-tryptophan biosynthetic process. Lineage: Eukaryota; Viridiplantae; Streptophyta; Magnoliopsida; Fabales; Fabaceae. The record is from RefSeq and is a predicted model, not a curated record.
ACUUCAUUUCUUCACCAAAACCCUUCUCUCUGUUCCAAACGAUCCCAAUCCCCCCACUUAACCCUCAUUCUCCGGAAUCAACCCACUUCAUCACUCAGUUUAAGUGUAUCGGCAAAAAGGGAAAAUGGGGUGGUUCCAAAAGCCACAGGGGGCGUAUUGGAAUCGAGUUCGAACUCACCCGUUUCUGCUAAGAACUCCACCAAUCCGAUUGUUGUGAUUGACAACUAUGACAGCUUUACCUAUAACCUUUGCCAGUAUAUGGGGGAGUUGGGUUUCCAAUUUGACGUGUACCGGAAUGAUGAGUUGACCGUGGAAGAGUUAAAAAAGAAAAAUCCUAGAGGAGUGCUAAUAUCACCUGGUCCAGGCACGCCUCAAGAUUCUGGAAUAUCUUUGCAAACUGUACUGGAACUUGGGCCAACUGUUCCUUUGUUUGGUGUAUGCAUGGGUUUGCAAUGCAUUGGAGAAGCUUUUGGAGGGAAAAUUGUUCGAUCUCCUCAUGGUGUCAUGCAUGGGAAAAGUUCUUUGGUGUAUUAUGAUGAAAAAGGAGAAGAUGGAUUAUUUGCCGGAUUAUCAAAUCCUUUCUUAGCUGGUAGAUAUCACAGCCUUGUGAUCGAAAAGGAGAGUUUUCCUCAUGAAGAACUUGAGGUGACAGCCUGGACUGAGGAUGGUCUUAUAAUGGCAGCUCGUCACAAGAAGUAUAAGCAUCUACAGGGUGUGCAGUUUCAUCCAGAGAGCAUUAUAACAACCGAAGGAAAGGAAAUUGUUCGAAACUUUAUCAAACUCAUUGAGAGAAAGGAGGCUGGUGGUUCAUGAAAAUGUUUAGUGCUGAAUCUUAAUGCAUUGCAACAUUUGUGGUGUGAUGACCACAUACAUCAAAGGGAAAACAGUUUAAGAAAUUCAUUGGCAAAACUAUAAGUUAGGCUGGAGUGAAAUUGAUUCAUUAUACUAUAAGCGAUAAAUGUGAUUGUUGUAGACCUACAAAUUUGGCCUUACUAAUAAAUAUAAAAGUUGUAGAAGCUUGUUGUGAUUUAUGUGAGAAUCUCUUUCCAAGUUGGCUAUAGUU